Messenger RNA from Asterias rubens (European starfish), 2899 nucleotides. RefSeq names its product serine palmitoyltransferase 1-like. Lineage: Eukaryota; Metazoa; Echinodermata; Asteroidea; Forcipulatida; Asteriidae. Gene Ontology annotation, biological process: sphingosine biosynthetic process; ceramide biosynthetic process. The transcript is spliced from 14 exons. Gene Ontology annotation, cellular component: endoplasmic reticulum. The record is from RefSeq and is a predicted model, not a curated record. Gene Ontology annotation, molecular function: serine C-palmitoyltransferase activity; pyridoxal phosphate binding. Bases 117 to 1577 code for a protein of 486 amino acids.
GUCGUGUUUGUAUGCAGAUUGUAACCGGGUCACGGUCCAAAGAACAAACCGGAUUUUUUUUAUCGUAACUUUAUGAAUUUUUUUGCUUCUGCUGGUCUUUCGGUCAAGCUUGUGUUAUGAACGACAAUAUGGAGAGCGUUUUACCGCUACUCACUCCAGAGCCAUGGAGUUUCGGGGAACUUUUCGAGGCGUUUCGGCAGGCACCGAUGUACCAUCUCAUCUUUGAAGGCGUUCUGAUUAUCUUCAUAGUCCGCUUAUUGUUCUCCAAGAGUUACUCAAUUCAGUCUAAAAUAGAACUCACUAAAAAGGAGAAGGACCAGUUGAUUGAAGAGUGGACUCCAGAGCCGCUGGUACCCAAGCUACCUGCCGAUUAUGAACCUGUCAAGUACAAACUCGUCACACAACAGGGUGGAAGCAUGCUGACAGUUGAUGGCAAGCAAGGAAUCAAUCUUGGAACAUUUAACUUCCUUGGAAUGCUGGGCAGGAAAGAGACAGAGGACGCUGCCGUCAAAAGUCUGAAGAAGUAUGGAGUUGGAACAUGUGGCCCUAGAGGGUUUUAUGGAACGAUGGAUGUACAUAUGAACUUUGAGCAGCGUAUUGCUAGUUUCUUCGGCAUGGAGGAAGGCAUCCUGUACUCUUACGGAUUCUCAACUGUCGCUAGCUGCAUCCCAGCAUACUCCAAGAGGGGAGAUAUCAUAUUCUGCGAUGAGGGAGUGUGCUUCGCAGUACAGAUGGGCCUCUUAGCUUCACGCAGCCAGAUUAAAUUCUUCAAACACAAUGACAUGGAGGAUCUAGAAAGAUUGCUGGAAGAACAAGCAGUUGAAGACAAGAAGAAUCCAAAAAAGGCUAAGAAGACUCGCAAGUUCAUGGUCGUCGAAGGGCUGUACACAAACACAGGCCAAAUAACACCCAUCGAUAAACUGGUUGAAUUCAAAUACAAGUACAAAGUGCGUAUCUUUUUGGAUGAGAGUAUGUCGUUCGGUGUUCUUGGUAAAACAGGACUUGGUGUCACCCAGCACUGCGGAAUUGAUGUGACUGAUGUCGAUCUCAUUUCUGCUUCAAUGGAAACUGCUCUGGGAACCCUCGGAGGAUUCUGUGUUGGCUCCAAGUUUGUUGUUGAUCACCAACGUUUAUCGGGUCUUGGGUAUUGCUUCUCCGCCUCUCUUCCUCCAAUGCUUGCAUCAGCCGCUAUGGCAGCGUUAGACUUGAUGGAUGAAGACCCUACUAUGGCAGUCAGGUUACAGAAGAGAUCACAGUUUGUACAUGAAGAACUCUCAAAGAUUGCAGAGCUGAAGUUAGUCGGUGAGCCCGUAUCGCCAAUCAAGCAUCUACAAGUACGAGAGUGUGGGGACAAGACUCGGCCGGAAAUAACCAAACUCUUGGAGUCCAUCGUAGACAAGGCACUGGAUGAGGGUGUGGUUCUUACUACAGCGUGUUAUUUAGAAGAAGAAGAAGCCUUUCUUAUUCCUCCAAGCAUCCGUAUUGCAGUGGGUAUAGCCCCAACCGAUGAUCAAAUCGUCAUGGCAAUGCAAGUUAUACAAAAAGUAGCCUCUGAAAUUCUACAGAAUGUUGCUUAAUCUACCGGUGCUGUGUUUUUACACCAAGCAUUUAAGGUAGGCCUUAGAAUAUUCCGAAGAGGAUAUCGCCCAAGGGUCUGUAGUUGUUUGUUUUUAUGUAUUUAUUCUUCUUCUUUUUUUGUUCUUCAUUUUAUUGAGUGGAUUUAUCGAGAACUGUUUGUUAUUAUUAUGUAACCUCUCAAUUGAGUAUUCUGAACGGCCCCCUUUAAGGCCAAGUCACACUGCAGCGAUAACGAAAAGGAUAACGAUCACAACGCAAGGAGAACGCAUUCUGUUGGUUGAAUUGCUCCACGCAGAAUACGAGCACGCUCAUUCAACCAAUAGAAUGCGCUCUCUUUGCGCCAUUAUCGUUAUCGUUUACCCGGCCUUUACACUGCUAAAUUGAAAAUGGUUUUAGUAGAGUUAUUGAAAACUGCAGGAAAUUUUUUACAACUUAAUGAAAUGUAUAAGGUACAUGUACAAUUUGUAUUUUCCCAAUAAGUCUGUGGUGUAAAUACUGGAAUCUUAAGUAGGAUGUAGAACUUUGCAUGGUGGAAAUACGAUAUGGAAAGGUUUGCGGUAACACCAUGUAUUGACUAACUCUAGUGAGUUGGGUUGGUUCUGAAAAGAACCGUUGGUUUCAACUCACUGGAAUCUUUGUAUAUAAAAAUGUGCACACAGAGGUAGACGCUUGAGACACUGUACAAAGUCAACUUCAUAGUCGUCUUUUUUUUUAACUGCAAUAACUGAAUUUUCGUCAGCUUGUAUCUCAACACCCCCCGGCCAUGGCACCCAGUUUCUUCAUCGAAAUUGCAUGCUCAAUUUCUAAACAGGGGGGGGGGGGGAUAGAAAUAAAGAAAUGAGGGCACUGUUUUGGGUCUUGUGUCACCAUAAUUGUGUGAUUAAAAAAUUUGCUAUAGAAAGCCCCCUCUUGUGGUCAAAAGCAUGGCCAAUUGUUCGCUCGUCCCCAGCGCCUUGCUUUAACCAAAGGCGUGUGGAUGGGCAUUCGUAUCAUGUGCUGUCAUUGGUUUCAAAAUGCGAAUCACACUCACACUGCACCAUAUUUCUAUGCACUGGGUACGCAUGACGAACUUCCUGAACAAGAAUCUGUGCAAGCGAUUAGCCCAUCCCAGCGGUCCUGGAUAGACUGGCCGCUGGGGCCGUGCGCAGGCCAAUUGUUGGGAUUAGUAUUUUAUGUGUUAUUGAUAGAGGUUGAUUACGAUCAGGUAGGCAAGAGAUAAUGUGGUGCUGUAGUCAACCAAGUUAGCUAAAAAUUGUUUUUUUGCGUUAUCACAUUAAAGGGAAGGUAUACGUUUGGUUAUCACUCUUAAAGUUUAUGGCAA